AUGAAAGCGAUCAAAACUUUGUCGCUAAAUCACUGGAUCAUCCUCGCUACGCUCUGCGUGAUGAUCCUCGGCGCGCCUUUGAGACACGCGCAUGAUUACAGCGUGUCUCACCCUGCCUUUUUCGAGAGCUACCAUAUGCCGCAUCGUAAUCUGCUUCGCCAAUGUGAGUUCUGCCUGAUAUGAACGCGUGCGAGGGAGGGCGCUCUGGAAGGCGGCUUUCGUGCAGGCGAGCUGAUAGAGAGCACAUUGGAACCCCAUUGUACUUCGCAGCCCCCUUGCGCCUACGCACGACCGAAGUGGAAAUGAGAUGGAUCGACGGGCGUCAUUCGACAAGCAGCAACUUCGCCAUCGCCAACGCCGAAACACUUGCCAGGCGUGCCUCUGGCUCCGCAUUCGGGUCCAGCUCUUCUGCUGCGCAUGGCUUCUCGGUUGCCAAACUUCCAUACGGACGCGUUCUGAUCUCGCGAGACUCCAACUCUAAAGACCCGUCCAAAGGAAGCGAAAACAAGCACAGUCAUGCUGAGACUACCAAGUCGAACGAGAAUCGAUUGUCGAGCACCGGUAAGAAACCCUCUCUUUCAAAGGACUCCAAGGUGAAAGAGGACAGCGCGCCUGAGAAUCUUAGUGGUCAAAAUGAGCAGAAAUUCGCCUCGCCGAUCGUCGACGGAAUAGGAGACAGCGUCAAAAGCACUUUGUGGACCGGCAUCGGCCUCUUGGGUAACCUCCUCGACAAUUGGUCUCGAAAGCGCAAGUGA
Ceraceosorus bombacis is the source of this 755-nucleotide messenger RNA. The record is from the annotation of a GenBank genome assembly. Lineage: Eukaryota; Fungi; Basidiomycota; Exobasidiomycetes; Ceraceosorales; Ceraceosoraceae.